Messenger RNA from Orcinus orca (killer whale), 750 nucleotides. It is a transcript of the gene PPDPF, whose product is annotated as pancreatic progenitor cell differentiation and proliferation factor. The transcript has 5 exons. Lineage: Eukaryota; Metazoa; Chordata; Mammalia; Artiodactyla; Delphinidae. Gene Ontology annotation, biological process: cell differentiation; multicellular organism development. The record is from RefSeq and is a predicted model, not a curated record. The coding region runs from base 147 to 494 and encodes 115 amino acids.
CGCGUCCGGGUCGUGGAGCCGUCGGCCGCGGUCUCCUGUGCCGAUGGACUCAGUGGCCUAGCGCCCCGGUUCCCGCCGUCCGUGAUCGAGCGCCGAGGCCCGCGAGGGGUCGCCGCCGAGGUUUCCACCAGCCCACAAGCAAGAGCAUGGCAGCCAUCCCCUCCAGCGGCUCACUCGUGGCCACCCACGACUACUACCGGCGCCGCCUGGGCUCCACUUCCAGUAACAGCUCCUGCGGAAGUGCCGAGUACCCUGGGGAAGGCAUCCCCCGCCACCCCGGUCUCCCCAGAGCUGACCCGGGACACUGGUGGGCCAGCUUCUUUUUCGGGAAGUCCACUCUCCCGUUCAUGGCCACAGUGUUGGAGUCCCCAGAGCACUCAGAACCAGCCCAGGCCUCCACCGGCACGAUCACCUGUGACGUGGCUCGGGAAGCCGUGGGGAAGCAGCAGCCUGGCGGCCAGCCUGGCCAAACCAACUCCAGGCCCCCGUCCUGAGUGGCCACCACCAGCUGCCGGGCGGGCUUCCUCCCCAGGCGCUGGGCUCAUCAGAGCCCCCCUCCUUCCCCUCCCUGAGAGUGAUCAGGCUGCAGCCAACACAAGCAGUUGGGUUUUUAAUAUCAAAACAGCAAAACACCAAAAAGGAAGUUGAGAGAACUCCACUCUUUACUGUCCAAGCCACAUGAGAGCCUUCCCGGCACCCUCUAACCUGUGCCUUGCACCGAGUAGAAAAUAAACAAGCAGCCAGCAGCCA